This is a messenger RNA of Hibiscus syriacus, 833 nucleotides long. RefSeq lists its product as uncharacterized. The transcript is spliced from 3 exons. The record is from RefSeq and is a predicted model, not a curated record. Gene Ontology annotation, molecular function: proton-transporting ATPase activity, rotational mechanism. Gene Ontology annotation, cellular component: vacuolar proton-transporting V-type ATPase complex. Gene Ontology annotation, biological process: proton transmembrane transport. Lineage: Eukaryota; Viridiplantae; Streptophyta; Magnoliopsida; Malvales; Malvaceae. The coding region runs from base 70 to 579 and encodes 169 amino acids.
UUUGCCAUUUUCUUCUUCAUUGGCAGAAAAGUUUAGGAAGAACUGCGCGGGCGAGCGAGAGACAGAGAGAUGCAUCUAUGGCCAUCAGUAAGACUAAGAGAUUCAUUCAAAAUUGCUUAUUUAAGGAAACUUGAAUGGAACCUCCAUCGAAUGAAAUUAGAGAAACAAUCUUCUUCUUCCCCAAAGACUCCAAACAACCAGCAAAAUCUCUUAAAUGACCAAGAACCUGUCGAGUCCAACUCUGCUUCUUCUGAAUGCUGUGCUAGUUUUACUGCGAUCUGUAGAGAGAUUUUCAUGGUCCUUUCUUGCUGUUACUGCUGCUUCUGCUGUGGAGCAAAAAUGGCUGGACUAAGACAGGCCAAAGAAGAGGCAGAGAAAGAGAUUGCUGAAUAUCAUGCUCAAGUAGAGUAUGAGUUUCAGAAGAAGGUAGCUGAGAGCAGCGGAGACUCGGGGGAAAAUGUGAAACGGCUGGAGAUCGAAACAGAUGCAAAGAUCAAUCACUUGAAGAAUGAAGCUGCAAGGAUAUCUCAUGAUGUUGUACGGAUGCUUUUGAAAAAUAUGACAACUGUGAGAAACUAGGGAUUCUCCAUGAAGAAUGACGGUUUAGUCGUCUACAACCUUCAAUCAGUUCCUGUAUGAUUAUGUCGAAACUCAGAGGUCAUGCUUGGGAACAAUUUAAUGUCAUUAUUUAUCGUUUUUUGUUAUUUUAGUUGUGCCAUGUUCUGGCUGAUCAUCUUCCUGUUCUGAAAUAAUGUUCAUUGUGUGCUCCCAAAGAAAUUGUUUCUCUUCAGUAUUUUCUGGACUUGAGCUCAGCUCUCUAUGGUUUAAUGGAU